Candidula unifasciata is the source of this 1248-nucleotide messenger RNA. NCBI's taxonomy places the organism in Eukaryota, Metazoa, Mollusca, Gastropoda, Stylommatophora, Geomitridae. The record is from the annotation of a GenBank genome assembly.
AUGUCGGUUCUACAGUCUUCGCUCCGACCAUUGCCCAGUAAGUUGCAUAAAAGUACGCUCGCUUUGAUGCGAUGUUUUUCUGACGACUUUCACAAGAGGAGAGAACUGAGGACGCCAGCUCCAAAUGGGGACAUAAAGAAGGAGUUUACCAAUGUAACCAGCUUUUAUUAUCAAAGUGCUAUUGAUGCUGCAGCCAUGCAGCCAUCAGUCCGUCUGACUCCAGCAGCUAUUUUAUAUUCUGGAAAAAGUCCAGACCAGAGUCAUAUACUGAGAAGUGCUCAGUAUCUGCACAAGGAGUUGCCAGUUAGAAUAGCUCAUAGGAUUAAUGGAUUCCGGAACCUUCCAUUCAUAGUUGGUUGUCAUCCGACUUUGUUGUAUGUGCAUGAACUCUACAUACGUGCCUUCCACAUUCUGAGUGAAUUCGGUCCUAUCAGAGACAUGGAGCAAGAGCAGCAAUGGUCUGAUGCAUUGAGGAAUCUCCUUGAUGAUCAUAAGGAUGUGGUCACACAGCUGGCAGAGGGUUUUGCAGAGUGCCGGAAAUAUGUUAGCGAUGAGGGACUCAUCAAGACAUUCUUGGAUCGAACUCUUACCUCUCGGCUGGGAAUCCGGAUGUUGUCUGAGCACCAUCUUGCCCUUCAUGAUGAGAAACCGAAUCAUGUGGGCAUCAUCAAUAUUACAUUUUCUCCACGCAAGCUUGUAGAGAAAAAAGCGGAAUUUAUCAGGAGUAUUUGUGAAGCAAAAUACGGAGCCUCCCCAAAUGUGAAAGUUAAUGGCCACGUGAACUGCACUUUCCCUUAUAUCCAGCCACCUUUAGACUACAUCCUUGGGGAGUUGCUGAAGAACGCCAUGAGAGCAUCAAUGGAGUCACACAUCCAGGGCACUAACAUCCCAGAUAUCACUGUCACCAUUGCUAACAACGAUCAUCAUUUUGUGUUCAGAAUUUCAGACAGAGGAGGUGGUAUUCCAGCCAAGAUAAUCCACCAAGUGUUUGACUACAACUUCACUACAAGUGGUUCUAUGCUGGAUGACCGUGUGGAUCGGGGAAUAUUUGGACAGAUGAUGGACACUGAUAACACAGGACCUGCACCUGGAAAAAUGCAUGGGUAUGGAUUUGGACUUCCGACAUCUCAUGCAUAUGCCAAGUAUCUGGGCGGAUCCUUGACACUGGAAACACUGGAGGGCAUCGGCACAGAUGUCUAUCUUCGUCUGAGCCAUAUAGAUGGAAGAUCCGAAAGUUUCCGUAUUUAA